ACGCUCCGCAAAUCUCGUAAUUUGAUCUCUCAUAGUUUUCGAGAAAACUGGGACAAGAAGGAGAGACUGGCUUGGAAGUUACGUCGAAGAGCGGCGGAUUCGAAAUAGUAUCCGGAACAAAUUAUGUUGAUUCGGUCCAACCGACAAUCGCAGCUCAAGUUGCUCCUCGAUUUCUUUUCAAUUAUCUACCAAUUUCGUCAUAUGCUCCCUCGCAGUUUCUAGAAAUGUCGGCAAAACGGCACGAACUCGUCGCGUGACAGAGGGUUGGCUGGGCUGAGUUCAGAAGCCUUACCCGAGUGAACUCGGAUAUCAUACUGUCUCUGUCUAACACAUCAGAUUACACAAAGACACAGCGAUACUCGAGUCAUUCGAGUAAGGUUUCUGAACUCAGCCCUGAAGUUCUAGCGGGUCGGCUGGAUGUUAUAAGCAGUGUUGCCAGCGCGGAUUGCCGUAAUCCCGCCAAAAACCGUUAGACUCGUCUGAAUUAUUUCCCAUCAAAAAUCACCGGACCAGCUACGUUUUAGGCCAAAAAGAAACACCGAACUUCGAAAACCGAAUUUGACAAAGCGAUCAAGAGGCGUACAUACAACCCAACUGGAAACGAACAGAUUUAGCGGGAAUACCACCAGGUUGGCAACACUGCUCUCUCGUUCUUCUUUGGUUCUUACCACGUCCUUACUUACAUCGGGGUCGUAUUUCAAAUUUCUGCAAAUUGCGUUCGGACGAGCUUGUAAAAAUAUAAUAAUCAAUAUGUUAUUUGAACAUCUGGGGCGACCCAUUAAAUUCCACCUAGUGAACGUGAGUGAUAAAGAGAAACUUGAAUUAAGCCGGCUCAUAACGGCCAAUGGAGGAGUCGUAUCUGAAGACUCAUUGAUAAAAUUUACUAUCAGAAAUCCUCAUGUAGGAAACGAGGAAGUAUAUCAUGUGAAUUUCAUACACAAUUGCGUGAAGCAAAACAAGAUCUUGGACAUAACGAAAUAUAGGCACGGAGCCAUGGGGAUUGGGUGUCCAAUGAGCCAGUUCUUGAGAGGAAGCACAUCCUGCAUCGUUGAUUCUGAUGCGUCAGAAGAUAACAGACUAAAUCAGCCAAGCUGCUCCACCCGGACAAGAGCUAGAAGAUUUGUAUCCAAGAGUAAACCUUUCAUACAAGAAAGACUGACCAGAAAGAGUGAAAACGAAAUAAUUUCGUUGACUGACAGUGAUUCUGAUGCGUCAGAGGCAAGACCUGACCUUCUUCUAAGAUCUAAGAACAAACUCCGUCCCAGUAAUAAAAUUUUACCAUCGAAAAGAAGACGACGUCGUCCCAACAGAAAGAACAAUUUUCGGACCUGGGAAAAGCAAAAAAUGGUGAAUUACCUAAUCGAAAACAACUUGAUCAGCCAAGCACGCGGCAAUAGAGUCUGGAAGCAGAUGAUCGAUAAAGGGCUGCUGAAACACAGGACCUUUCACUCCCUCAACAACCACUUUCGGAAAUACAUGCUGCCAAACAUUCAUCUCUAUAAAAUGGAUAGCAAGAGCCUCGCAAAGUUCCUACGUCUUAAAAUGUAGCUUUCAUCGUAUCCAAUAAAAAGACUUGUCUUUUUUCUACGUUUGAAA
Molecule: messenger RNA, 1596 nt
Organism: Neodiprion virginianus
Lineage: Eukaryota; Metazoa; Arthropoda; Insecta; Hymenoptera; Diprionidae
Exons: 8
Coding region: 751-1548 (265 amino acids)
Biological process (GO): regulation of DNA-templated transcription; telomere maintenance via telomere lengthening
Cellular component (GO): shelterin complex
Molecular function (GO): telomeric repeat DNA binding
Source: RefSeq, a predicted model, not a curated record